UGUAAUAGUUAUUUUGCAGAGAAUAAUGAACUUAAUUUCCUUUAUAUAACCUCUCUUUUCUUAAUACCAAGCUUUGGUUUGGUCGGCAUGAACAUUAUACUUUUAAUAUGAUAGAUUGUCUUCAUAUUGGGCAGCCGCAUGUAUGAGAGACAGAAGGAUCACUUCAGUACGGUUCGAGACGGAUUGCUCGGACUUAGUCGACAUGACUACAAACUCGAUGGACUGGCCAGCAUUCGCGACAGAGAUUGAAGAGUUCCAAAGGUUACAUGAUGAUUUCGAGGAUGUGAGAUUAUCUCAUAUUCCUCGGUGUCGGAAUGGCCGGACAGAUGCGUUAGCGAAAUAUGCAAGGACCAUAGAUUAUAUUUUCUCCCAUAUAGAUAAGACUCGGACAGAUGGAAAUGCUCUUCGGAGAAUCGGUUCGUCUGUUCUCCACUUGAUCCAGCCUAGAUGGGAAGAUGACAAAAAAAAAAAAAAGAUUGUCUUCAUUCUCCAAGCCAUGUGUCUAAUGUCAUUUGAGUUAGACAUUGUUAGAACCAGACAGGAGACCAUACAAUUAUUAUAUGAACAACAUGACAUAAAAUAAAGGUUGAAGGUAACUGUCAUGGUUACAUCUCGUUUGGUAAUUUUUCAACUCAGAAGAUGCCCAUGUGAAAUGCAUUUCCUAAAGAUAAUUAAUUGGCCUUGAAUUCUUGUCUUGAAGAAGCUUUAAUCUGAAACUGAAACAUAUACAACAAACCAUAUGUCUCUUUAAUUCAUCAGCAAUGGCUACUCAAGGACUGCAUCUAAUCUUGUUGAUCUUCUUUAAUCACCUGAUUUUCUUGUUAAGUCAACAAGAAGGAGCAGGUUUCAUCUACAACAGCUUUCUCCAAGCUCAACCUGAUCUUCAUCUAGAUGGAGCUGCAAAAAUCCUCUCUCCAGAUGGAUUGUUACAGCUGACCAACGCCUCAACACAGCAAAUGGGUCAUGCUUUCUUCAAGCAGCCAUUUGAUUCAUCUGCGAAGAAUUUCUCAUUCUCAACUCAUUUUGUGUGCGCACUUGUGCCUAAACCAGGAGCUGAAGGCGGCCAUGGAAUCGCCUUCGUUGUAUCUUCCUCCUUGGAUUUCACACAUGCAGUUCCAACGCAGUACUUGGGACUCUCCAACAUCUCAACAAACGGAUCUCCAUCUUAUCAGCGUCUAGCUAUUGAGCUGGAUACUGCUAAAAGCGCAGGGUUUGAUGAUAUAGACAAGAACCAUGUCGGUAUAGACAUCAACAGCCUCAGGUCUAUAGAGUCUGCUUCAGCUUCUUACUAUUCAAACACCAAAGGGAAGAAUCAAAGCCUGAAGCUCUUAAGUGAAGAGCCUUUACAGGUAUGGGUGGAUUAUGAAAGAACUUUACUCAAUGUCACAGUGGCUCCCCUAAGAAUCCAGAAGCCAAACCAUCCUCUCUUGUCAAGAUCCAUCAAUCUUACUGAAAUCUUCCCGGAUCACAAACUGUUCUUCGGAUUCUCUGCAGCAACAGGGUCACUGGUCAGUUACCAAUACAUCUUAGGAUGGAGUUUCAGCAGAAGCAGAGAGCUGUUGCAGAGACUGGACUUGUUAAAACUUCCUCAGAUUCCUCAUCCAAGAGCCACACAAAAGCAAACAUCUCCACUUCUCAUUGUUUUGUUUGUGUUGCUAUCACUCACACUGUUGGCUGUUCUUGGAGGAGUUCACUUAUACAGGAGGAAGAAGUAUGCAGAAGUCAAAGAAGCAUGGGAGAAAGACUAUGGCCCACACCGGUUUUCAUAUAAAUCUCUAUACAAAGCAACAAGAGGCUUUGAACAUCGUUUAGGGAAAGGCGGUUUUGGAGAAGUUUACAGAGGGAAUCUGCCUCGCAUUGGAGAUAUAGCGGUAAAGAGAGUGUGCCACAAUGCAAGGCAAGGCAUGAAACAGUUUGUAGCUGAAGUAGUGACUAUGGGAAGUUUGAAGCAUAGAAACUUGGUUCCUCUUCUUGGAUACUGCAGAAGGAAAGGAGAGCUUCUUCUUGUCUCUGAGUAUAUGUCUAACGGAAGUCUUGAUCGGUACUUGUUUCACAGAGAUAAACCACCUCUUUCAUGGGAACAAAGGUUUGUGAUUUUGAAGGAUAUUGCCUCUGCUCUCAGUUACCUGCACGCAGGAGCUAACCAAGUUGUGUUACACCGAGAUAUAAAAGCUUCAAACGUCAUGUUGGAUUCUGAAUUCAAUGGACGGUUAGGAGAUUUUGGAAUGGCUAGGUUUGAAGAUUACGGAGACAGCUUACCCGCAACGGCUGCUAUAGGAACAAUGGGUUACAUGGCACCUGAGCUAACAACAAAUGGAACUUCUACGAGAACCGAUGUUUAUGCGUUUGGUGCUUUCAUGCUUGAAGUAACAUGUGGAAGGAGACCACUAGAUACCAAGGUUCCAUCUGAGGAAAGGCAUUUGAUCAAAUGGGUUUGUGAUUGCUGGAGAAGUGAUUCUCUGCUGGAUGCUGUAGAUAUACGAUUGGGACUUGAAUGCUCAGAAGAGGAAGUUGAUAUGGUUCUGAAACUCGGAUUGCUCUGCACAAAUGUUGCUGCGGAAUUAAGACCAAACAUGGAACAGGUGGUGCAAUACAUAAACCAGAAUCUGCCACUGCCCAUCUUCCCACCAGAUUCUCCAGGGAUUGGAGUUUAUAUUCCGGUUUUGAUGGAAGCGGCCUUCACUUCAAGAAGCUCUUUAGCACCAUCAGCCUCUCCUCCUUCGCCUCAUAACUCCAUGUUUGUUACGCACACAAUCACAUACGGAGAUGGAAGGUGAAAACUUUUCUUACUUUUUUCAGACAAAUACAAUGUAAUCAGUGUGUGUAUAUCAGUUUUAGGCUUUUAGCAA
Molecule: messenger RNA, 2849 nt
Organism: Brassica napus (rape)
Lineage: Eukaryota; Viridiplantae; Streptophyta; Magnoliopsida; Brassicales; Brassicaceae
Product: putative L-type lectin-domain containing receptor kinase I.11
Exons: 1
Coding region: 762-2777 (671 amino acids)
Biological process (GO): protein phosphorylation
Cellular component (GO): plasma membrane
Molecular function (GO): ATP binding; carbohydrate binding; protein kinase activity
Source: RefSeq, a predicted model, not a curated record